Messenger RNA from Oncorhynchus masou masou (cherry salmon), 4843 nucleotides. RefSeq names its product LIM domain 7a (gene lmo7a). NCBI's taxonomy places the organism in Eukaryota, Metazoa, Chordata, Actinopteri, Salmoniformes, Salmonidae. The coding region runs from base 160 to 4044 and encodes 1294 amino acids. The record is from RefSeq and is a predicted model, not a curated record. Gene Ontology annotation, molecular function: protein binding. Gene Ontology annotation, biological process: regulation of cell adhesion; regulation of signaling. The transcript has 24 exons.
UCAGAGACAGCUGGUAUAGUGGGAGAGAGGAUAUAUUACCUACCUAUACUGAGAGGAGGAGGACACAGGGUUCUAGACCACACAGCAGAUCCCUGACAACACGCUCAAAGCAGCAGUGAGGGUUGUGAGAGUGUCGCGGAGACGGACUCAGUCUUCAGGAUGGCGGCAGACAGUAACAAGGAUUCACUGCACUACCGCCGCUCGCUGGUCAUCGAGCCGAAAACGACCACGCAGUUCAACCAGUUCCUGCCCACCAAGGACAAGCCAGCGGCCUAUGUGCCAGCGCCGCUACGCAAGAAGCGGGCCGAGCGCCAUGAGGACAGCCGCCGGAGCUGGGCCAGCCCCAUGUACACGGAGGAAGAUGGCACCUUCACCAGACUGCUCCAAAAGCGCGCCGUUGCUAACGAAGGGAGCAAAUCAAUGACAGACCUUGCAGUGGACCAGGCAGCACUGAAGCAGGUAUGCUACGAGGAGCUACAGAAGAUCAGAGAGCAGGUCAAGGAGAACGAGGACCAGUGGCAGGAUGACCUCACCAAGUGGAAGAACCGUCGCAAGAGCGUCAACUCUGAUAUUGUGAAGAAGAAAGAGGAGAGGGAGCAGAUUGAGCAGACCACAGAGAGCAGCGGAGGAGGGAGCGGUGGUUUCCUGAGGUCCAGCCGGAGCUCCAUCGGCAGUCGUCUCAACUCCCUCGCCGCCCUGGACCAGGACGUGUUUGAAGACUCCACUCCGGUCCUCCAAACCCGUACCCUCCCCCCCAGGAGCUACACCAUCGACUAUCCCUACACCCCCGUUGAGCGCCCCAGUCCCACACCCCCCUCCGUGCCCCACCCGAGAGAGGAGGACCCCGCCCCCACCACGGCAACCGACAGGGCCUACUCAUCCUCCAGGGGUGACAUGAGCAACAGUAGUGACCGUCCCUCCGGUUCAGGUAGCGACAUCACAAACAACACUACCACCAUCGGUCGUACCUCCAACUACAACCGCUACGUUCUGACACCCUCGGAGAGAACCCCGACCCCCUCGGAGAGAGCCCCGACCCCCUCGGAGAGAGCCCCGACCCCCUCGGAGAGAGCCCCGACCCCCUCGGAGAUAGCCCCGACCCCCUCGGAGAUAGCCCCGACCCCCUCGGAGAGAGCCCCGACCCCCUCGGAGAGAGCCCCGACCCCCUCGGAGAGAGCCCCGACCCCCUCGGAGAGAGCCCUGACCCCCUCGGAGAGAGCCCCAAGCCCGGCCUUGCGGUACACCAGCGCAGCCAAGAUGGAGGAGACCUCCAGCACCACCACCACCCCCAGCUUCCUCCCAAAACUACCCGAGCCCAGGCGCCCGUGGGCAGGCAAGGUGGCUGAAGAAGUGACCACUUCCACUGGUGGUGGUUCUCUGUACAAACUACAGCCACUGUACAACUCAAUGGAGCAAAAGCCUGUGCCUCCCAGUGUGUCUCGGGUUUCUGCCUCUCUCCCCAGGAGCUACAUGAAAUCGGAUAGUGCUCGCCUCACCUCUGUCAUCACGCCACGGCCCUUCGGGAGCCAGUCCACCUGCGUCGCAUCGCUGCCACGCGCCUACACCAAAAGUGUGAACGGCGAGAUGGAUGUCACCAAGAAGUCGUCGGCCCCCAGCCGCUAUAGCCAGGUCAUGACCUCCGAGGACGAGGCACGUUCCCACUCCAACUCUGCCAACAGCAGUGGAGGAGAGGAAGACGAGGAGGAGGAAGAAGAAAAGAGUGAGAGGGUAAGGGGAGUGAACCCCACACUGGUCCCUACCCUGGCCCCCUCUCCUGUCCCUCCUCAGACCAGGAGUCCUUUCACUGCACUCCAGCCCCCGAAAAUGGCCUCCUCAGCCCCGGUCAGUCCUGUACCUGCAAAGGACACAAACCAGGAGAGCUACGCUGACAUGCGGAUCAGUCUCAACCAGAAGCCCAACAGCAGUCGAGACUUUGGCUUCCAGACUGAGUGGGACUCCACUGGAGCACACAUCACCUCCAUCCAACCAGGCAGCCCAGCGGAGCUGUGCCAACUGCAGGUGGGAGACGAGGUGCUGGCGGUGAGUGGACACAGGGUGGCAGAGAUGAGCUACGGCGAGUGGAAGAGCAGCACAGAGCAGGCCCUGCAGCAGGGCAGCCUCACCAUGGACAUACGGCGCCACGGCAGGAACAACUGGGACAGAGACCUACCUUCCCUGCCGUGCAAAAGCCAUAAGACCAUCAAUCUGACCAGUAUGAAUCAUCAUCCAACACUUAUAGGUUCCCCCAACACAGCCACUGUUAACUCAACCACCAGCUUGGCUUUCACAUCUCAGGGAUCCAUAGAAACCACCAAGGAAAUCGACAUCCAACAAAUCAUUGAUGUGGCAUCCAUUGGAGUGAAUGGAGGUUCCCGUGACAAGACAGUGACCAUGAAAAACAAAGAGUCUGUAGAACCCAUAUCUUUGAAAAACUUAAAACGGAGGUCAGAGUUUUUUGAACAAGGAGGAUCAGAUUCUGCGAUAUCAGAUAUGCCUGUUCCCUCCAUCGCUCCCUCUAACCACUGGUCCUGGGACCUGGAGGAGGAGCGCCGGAGGCAGGAGAAGUGGCAGAAAGAGCAGGAGCGACUUCUACAGGAAAAAUACAGUCGUGACCAGGAGAAACUGGAGGAGGAGUGGCGUCGAGCCCAGCAGGAUGCUGUGACUGACGGGGGCAGACACCACCAAGAAGAGCCGAGCAGCAAGAGUCUCAGCCUACCCUGCCCUCUCCGCCAGCCCAUCCUGCCCUGGGAGGACCAGGAGGAAGAGAGGAGGAGGAGGAGGGAAGAGGAGGAGGCACAGCGAAGACAGGAGGAGGAGAAGAGGAGAAUGGAGGACGAGCAGCGAUGGCAGGAGGAGAGGAUGAGAACGGAGGAGCGAGAUCUGCUGCGUCUUCAGAAGGAGAGGAAGAGGGAGGAGCAAAAGGAGGAGGAGAGGAGACAAAGGAAAGAGGAGGAGCUGAGAUGGCAAAGGAGGAAGGAGGAAGAGAGGGAGGAGGAGAGGAGGCACCAGGAGGCUGCUAAUCAACAACACAUGCAGAAUGCCAGAAUGCAGGAACAGCAGCAAUGGGUGGGAGACUCCUGUGGCUAUACCAAGGUCCAGCCUGAGAUAUCAAUGGCAGACAGGGCAAAGUCCAAAUCUACUCCAGAGCUAGAUGACGUGGAGAAACGAGAGACUAAAAACUGGUAUGGCCGCUCGGGGGGCAUGGCCCAGAAGUUACUGGAGGAGGAGUUGAGACGUAAAGCAGACAAAAAGGCCCAGAGUCUCCAGGCCGCGUCCGAGCUGGAGUUGGAGAGGAGAAACAUCCUGAAUGCCAUGCGAUACAGAGAGCCAGAAAGAGUGACUAGCAGCAGUAGGCUGGACGAGGCAUCGUGGAGGAAUGGCCAGCAGAGCCAGUCCCAGGCAGAGCUAGAGAGGCAGCAGAUCCUGCAGGAGAUGAAGAAGAAGACCCAACUGACCACAGACAACAGCUGGAUCCGCCAGGGAAAUACCACCAGCAAGGACCCCACUGCCAGCCUCAUCAGCAGAGGUGAGUCUCUGGACAACCUGGACACUGCGCCCCGCUCUUCUUGGCGCUCAUCGUGGUCAACCUCGUCCAUCGGUGGUGGCGGUGGUGGCAACAGCGGCAGCGGGGUCGGUGGUCGUCCCGGCUCAGCCACUCUGCCCUCCUCCCUCUCCAUGAGCUCCCUCAGAGGGGCUGGCGGGAGCAACCCGUCUUCCUGGUCCCAAUGCUCGCCAUCGCCAUCUCCCUCCCCCACUCCUCCUUCUGGCCUAGAAAUUGAGUCACGCCCAUCCUCGCAGCAACGCAGCAGGUCAGUGAGUGGCAAGAAAGUCUGUACAUUCUGUGACACGGUCCUGGGCAAGGGAGCCGCCAUGAUCAUCGAGUCCCUGGGACUCUGUUAUCAUUUGACCUGUUUCAAGUGCAUUGACUGCAAGUCCGACCUGGGAGGAUCGGAGGCCGGAGCUGAGGUCAGAAUACGGAGCCGACAGCUCUACUGUAACUCCUGCUACGUGCGAUUCAAAACUGGACAGCCAACCUCCAUGUGACAUCACUGUACUACAGCAGAUUCAGGAAGAGACCAUUCUUGACAAUAACACAUGAACACUGCAAUCACGACAACAAGCCGUAACACUUUGCUAGAUGACAAGUUUAGAUGUAUUAAUGUGUAUUAUGAUUCUGCAAAAAGCCCUUAUUCUUCAAUGAACUACUACCUUAUUAUUUCUUAUUACUGUAUCCAUGAGAGGGUGAGAUUGACAAAAAAAGUUAACAUGUUGAUUUCAAAGUAUUAUUAUUAUUACCGAUUGCUUGUACAAAUUUUGAGGGACGUGCAUGCACCUGCAAGUUUGAGAGUUUUACAUGGAAGUAGGUUUGGAAAAUUCUGAAAACUUUCCAAAAGUUCCCAGGUUUUUCAGAAAUCCCAGAUGGAGAGUUUGGGGAAUUUUGCAACGCUACCUGGAAACAAUACUGGAAAUUGAUGUUGGUGUUGUCCAUAAGGUUAUUGAUCCUGAUUCCUUCAUAUUUCAGAAACAUAAGAGUUUUUGUGCUAGGCCUAGGGAAGCCUGUGUUUUCUUCUACUUUGGGGUUCCUUUUCAUCUGUGCCUUUUUUGUUUGUGAUGGUGGGAAGAUUAUUUAGAUUAAAUGGAUUCAAAAGAUAUUUAAAACAAUGGCAUGGUUGGUUAGAGAGAGUGAGCAAUUAUUGGGGAGUUGUUGUUCUUUCUCAUUAAUAGAAUGAAUCUUAUACAUUUGAGAUGUUAAGAUAAUUUUUGCCAGAGAAACAAUAUAUAAUAUAUGGGAUUGAGGCAAAUGUUGUUCAAUAACAUUUGUAAAUAAAAAUUGUGAUCCAGA